This is a messenger RNA of Desarmillaria tabescens, 652 nucleotides long. RefSeq lists its product as uncharacterized. Bases 329 to 652 code for a protein of 107 amino acids. The transcript is spliced from 3 exons. The record is from RefSeq and is a predicted model, not a curated record. Lineage: Eukaryota; Fungi; Basidiomycota; Agaricomycetes; Agaricales; Physalacriaceae.
AUGGGAGCAGUACGGUAUGGAGCAUAUCGAGCCACGAACACUGGGCGACGGUCGUGCCCUCUAGCAUUCUUCUGGUCUGCACCAUCUUAUUUAGAAUCAUCGAAACUCAAGCUAAUUACAUGUUGAGUUUGCUCAAAUGCCUUGGCUCGCGAUCUCCGCAUCCUUCGCUAUGACCACAGCUCUCUAGUUCACCAUACUCAUUACAUACCGUCUCACCACGUCCUCUCGGGAGAAAGGCAGUUCAGAGGACGUGCGAUUGUUGUACCAUCGCACUGUCGAGCUCUUCGUCGAAUCCGCCAUUCUCUACUUUGUCAGCUUGAUCUGUGUCAUGUUCAUCGCUCGUACUAGUUUAUCGCUCGCGCUCGCACUACUACCUCGAGCCAGUAGCCGAGAUUACAGGGGCUGUUGCUCCUACCCACGUCUUGGGUCGCAUCUUGAUGGACUUUUCACGUCCAUGCGAUUCUUGGAAAAGAAGUGUCCCGGCUACGAGGAAGAACCUCCUCACGCUCUGCCGAACCAAAUUCGCUCUGUCACGCGUACUGUCUUGUUCGUUGACAAAGUUCGUGCUCUGGCUUCAGCUCAAACUCCUGCUCUGGCUGAGAGUGCUGAGAAUGCGCCUGCGGUGUCGGCUGUAGCUGAGAAAUGCGGGUGA